AUGUUACGACUGGUCUCCUCGGCGUCGAAGCCCGCCUCGACGGGGAGGCUCGUCAAGGUCGUCCGCACUUCCUGUUCCUCUCGUGGCGGUCGCCGGACAAUCUCGUCGACGUCGCCCCGCUACGCCGACAUUACGCUGACUGUGGAUGGAAAAGAAGUGACAGUGCCUCAGGGGUCUGCGUUGAUUCAAGCAUGCGAGGCUGCUGGAGCAACAAUUCCUCGAUUUUGUUAUCAUGACAGGCUGGCAAUAGCUGGUAACUGUCGUAUGUGCUUGGUGGAGGUUGAGCGGUCCCCGAAGCCUGUCGCUUCAUGCGCCAUGCCCGCUAUGCCUGGAUCGAAGGUGUUUACCAACACCCCUCUUGUGCAUGAGGCUCGCGAGGGUGUUAUGGAGUUCCUGUUGGCGAACCAUCCUCUUGACUGCCCGAUUUGUGAUCAGGGAGGGGAAUGUGACCUCCAGGACCAGUCGAUGCGCUACGGCGCCGACCGCACACGCUUCCACGAGAUCACUGGCAAGCGCGCCGUGGAGAACAAGGAUCUCGGUCCGUUAGUGAAGACGUCAAUGAACCGCUGUAUCCAGUGCACGCGGUGCGUCCGGUUCGCUAACGAGGUCGCUGGCGUCGAGGAGUUUGGUACCACCGGUCGGGGCAAUGAUCUGCAGAUCGGGAUGUACGUUGAGAAGACGAUGGACUCGGAGUUAUCGGGCAACGUCGUCGACCUGUGCCCUGUCGGCGCAUUGACGAGCAAGCCUUACGCGUUCCACGCGCGUUCGUGGGAGCUCAAGCACACUGACUCGAUCGAUGUCUUGGACGCGCUCGGUUCCAAUAUUCGUGUGGAUUCGCGUGGAGUGCAGGUGAUGCGCAUCCAGCCUCGCCCAAAUGACGACGUGAAUGAGGAGUGGAUCAGCGAUAAGACGCGUUAUGCGUAUGACGGUCUGCGCUUCCAGCGGUUGACAACGCCGCUGGUCAAGCAGGGUGAUCGCUUCGUGCCUGCGACCUGGGAGGACGCUCUUACUGCCAUCGCGAAUGGUUUGGCCAGCUCAGGUGCUCAAGGCGACGAGAUUCAAGCCGUCGCCGGUCAUCUCGCCGACACUGAAGCAAUGGUCGCUCUCAAGGAUCUCGUCAAUCGCCUUGGCUCGGAUAACCUCGCUCAGGAUCAUGUUGGUGGCCAUGCUGCUCCUAUACACGCGGUGGAUGUGCGCUCCAACUACCUUUUUAACUGCACUAUUCCGGGUGUAGAACAGGCGGACAUGAUUCUCCUUGUUGGUAGCAAUCCCCGUCAUGAGGCAGCCGUCCUCAACUCGCGUAUUCGCAAGAGCUGGCUGCACACGAGCUUGGAGGUCGGCCUCAUUGGCGAACGUGUGGACACCACAUACGGCUAUGAUUACCUGGGCGAGGGUGCGAAGGCUAUUGCGGACUUCGUCGCUGGCAAGGGUCCUUUCGCUGCGAAGUUCAAGGCCGCGAAGAAGCCGCUGAUUAUCGUUGGGAGUGCGUUGACGGAGCACCCUGAUGGUGCUGCGGUAUAUAAUGCCUUGGCAAAGUUCGCUGAGAAAAACAAAGACACCCUUGUUACUCCUCAGUGGAAUGGUUUCAAUGUUCUUCACCGGGCCGCUUCUCGUCCUGCUGCAUACGACAUCGGCUUCAUUCCUUCGAAGAAGGCCUCAGCGACCCGUCCGAAGUUUAUCUACCUCCUGAAUGCAGACGAAAUCGACCCCAAAUCAAUACCUCAAAACGCAUUUGUUGUUUAUCAGGGGCAUCAUGGUGACCUCGGCGCACAGCUGGCAGAUGUCUGUCUCCCAGCCCCUGCGUACACCGAGAAGUCAACAACUUGGGUGAACACGGAAGGGCGAACACAGUUGGGUCGUGUAGCUGUCCCUCCCCCUGGUGCUUCGCGCGAGGACUGGAAGAUUAUCCGCGCUCUCUCUGAAGUAGUAGGUUCCCCUCUGCCGUAUGACGACGUUCUGAGCCUACGGGACCGCAUGUGGGAGAUCUCGCCCACACUCGUGCGUUAUGAUGUCACAGAGCCAACGUCGCAAGACGUGGCACUGGCUGGAUUGAAGACCCUAGUCGCAGGCACUGCCGGAGCGAAGGUGUCCGGUACACCCUUCACGAAGCCGAUCAGCAACUUCUACCAGACUGACCCGAUAUCUAGAGCUUCUGUAACGAUGGCACAGUGCACCCGCGCGUUUGUCAAGGGCGAAAACUAUGGCUUCAGUGAGCUGUCUGACGCGUCGGAAGCGGCAUUCGCAUAG
Messenger RNA from Sparassis crispa, 2247 nucleotides. RefSeq names its product NADH-ubiquinone oxidoreductase 78 kDa subunit, mitochondrial. Bases 1 to 2247 code for a protein of 748 amino acids. Gene Ontology annotation, molecular function: iron-sulfur cluster binding; NADH dehydrogenase (ubiquinone) activity. Gene Ontology annotation, biological process: ATP synthesis coupled electron transport. The record is from RefSeq and is a predicted model, not a curated record. Lineage: Eukaryota; Fungi; Basidiomycota; Agaricomycetes; Polyporales; Sparassidaceae. The transcript has 11 exons. Gene Ontology annotation, cellular component: membrane.